UAGAGCAUGCGCAAUACCAUUUCCUGCCAGUGCAAAAUGGCGGACAAGUUUAACGAUGAGAAGAUUAUUAGUGAAUUAAAACGCUUUGGUGAAACAGUUAAAGUCCCAAUAGAUAGAAAGAAACGACCGAUACUUAUAAAAAAGCUCAAUCAUUACUAUGCCAAAGAAAAUCCACCUGUGAAAAAGGGUAAAAGCACUAGUAGGACUCAAAGAAUUGCGCCCAAACCGGCAAUUGCUGAAUUCAGCGACGACAGCCAAGAUGAAACCGAAACUAGGCCAGAGAGGGGUAAAGGCCGAAUGGGGCGAGGUUCUUCGACAAAUAAUUCGUUUAAUGGAACAUCUCUUAGAAGACUGAGAGGAAGAGACAGUGAAAAUGGUGCUAACAUUAGUGGAGACAAUCUACGAUAUCGUAGUGGUAGAAACAAACGGGUGUCAGAAAUUUAUCCAAAUGAGUUUUCUGAUAAUGAUACCGGUGAUGAGAGUGUGUAUGAAGUUGAAGAACAAUCCAUAGGAAUAAAUACAACACUCAAUUAUGAUGAUGGUGAUGACACAUUAGAUGAAGAGGACUUCAAGCCAUACAAUUCACAGAGGUCAUAUUCUAACAAAUCAAAGUAUGAUAACAAUAUAUCAACCAUAAGUCAAGCAAACACAUCAAGUAAUCAUGCUGCAUAUAGUCCUAAAAAAGGUGAUGGCUCAUUCGAUUCAAGAGCCAAGGAAAUUUGGGCAAUUGUUUCUAAAAAUACUUUUUGUUUGGUUUGGGAAAUUUUAUCACACUUUCUUGGUUAUCUAUAUGUGAAAAGAGACCUUAUACUACCAAAAGAGGCAGCUUCAUCUCAAACAGAUCUCAAGGCGUUUACUUUUGAAGGAAAAACAUAUAGCCAGGAAGAAAUCAACGAUGGGGCACUACCUAUCAUAGUCAAGCUCCACAAAGAUUUAGCCAGACUAAAAGGGAAAUACCAACUGGGAGAAAUAAAGGAAAAUGACUGUAGAAUGCCGAAAGAAAGUGUUAAAGGUUAUGUGAAUAGUAGUCAGUGGUUGGCAGAUAAAGGUCUCUGUCUAUCUAUACAUGCAUAUCUUAGUUUGUACAAUCAUUUAUUGUUACAGGAUGACAUAAAAAAGAGAGUUUUGGAGUUGUGUUUAAUACUUAUCAUAGAACAUCCAGAAUGGGACAUAAGGGCAUAUGAUGAAUAUGGUAGUGAGGCACAUAGUUCAGGAGAAGUUACCAGUUUGGAAAGUGUUCAUGGGGAUUUAUCACUUUCACAAAGAGUCAUUCUAGCUCUUUACACAGUUUUCUACGGUUUGUGCCUACUUCUAGUGUGUGUGUUUGUGGGAGUGCUGGGUAUUAUCUACCUAAGAUGGCAGAAUAAGAGGAAGGAGCGAGCUCAGCAAAGAGUUUAUGACAUGGUGGAAAAGAUAAUUGAGAUCUUGAAAGAAAAUUUUGAGUUGUCAGAAAGAAAGAAUGAUAGUAAGAAUUAUCCCCCUUACCUGGCAGUACAGCACAUAAGAGAUCAGCUCAUACCUGUGGCUAAAAGACGUCAGAUGCUGUCAUUAUGGGAUGAUGCUGUACAGUUUAUUGAAGGUAACGAGUCAAGGAUCCGAGUAGAGACACAAAUGAUACAGGGAGAAGAGUUCACAGUCUGGAGAUGGCUUCAGGCUAUUCCAAAUGGACACAAAAUGUGGCAGGGACAAGCAUUUGGGGAGACAAGUCAGGGAAGUGUGAACAGUUUGCCUUAUGGCCCGACUCCAUGCUUGAAAGUCAGAAAUAUGUUUGACACAAACACAGAACAGAAUGUUGAUGAUUGGCACCUGGAUAUAGAGGAGAGUGUUUUAGAGAAGUGUCAGGAUAACCAUGGUAUUCUCCAUAUUUUCGUAGACAGAACAUCAAGAGAGGGUUGUGUAUACAUUAAAUGUAUCAGUUGUGAGAAAGCCUAUGAGGCUUAUCAGGCUUUACAUGGAUGGUGGUUUGAUGGUCGCUUAGUAACAGUGAAAUAUCUGCGUUUAGAGCACUACCAUGAUAGAUUUCCCGACUCAAGGAACAAAAAGUACCCCCUGAAACCAUCUAAAACUGAAAUGCCGUCAGUCUCCAGACCAUAUCAUAAAUCUGCAUUGGAGAUGACCUAAGAGCAAGGUGGACAAACAAAUAUCUGAAGAGAUUACUUAACUAUUGCAAUUAAAUUAACUGGUGAACUCUGUACAGAAAUUAAACUGAAUUUGGUGCAUGUGUUAAAUAUUAACCCAUACUAACCCUCAGCCUGUAGGCAGCGACUGACUCUACCCAUGUGACCAGAGCACACCUAGAUCAGCCAGCAUGUCUCUGCCAUCUGAGCAUGGUUGGUACUGUUCGCUAUUCAUUCAUUUUGUAUUGUAUAAAUUUUCCCGAUAAAUGACUAUUGGUUUUUGUCCAGAUUAAAAAGAUGGACAAAAAUGACUUUGUACAGGUUUAGAUGUGAAAGUUUGAUUUUAGUACAUGUAGUAAUACAAAAUGUGUUUUGACUUCAAUCUCUUGUAUGAUAUAAUCCUGUAUCAUCCUAAAUUUAUGUUUAAUGAAAUGUUUCUGCUUUGAUUUUAGAACUGUCAUUUGUUUAUUUAAGGGAUUUUAAUAUUAAGAUAUUUAAAUUAAGUGAUCAACAGUUUAGAUUUGUGUAGACUGUUGUUGUUCAAAAUGACAAUGAGCCUUAAGACAGGAGCUUAAAUGAUCUGAACCUCUAAUACUGAUCUUUUGAUGGUGAUUUAUUUUGCAUAAUGUUAGACUUUUCUGUAAAAUUCAACAUUUUAAAUGUCUUUGAACAACUUUAAAUGCAGUCAAAAGUGCUUGUACUUGUGUAUUUGUUUUAGAGAUAAGUUAUUUAAAAUGUUCAUAAAGCUUGAUUAAAAUAUUCAAAUAUUAAAAUUAUUUGGAAUAAAAAAAAUUUAAUGCAUGAAUUAUUUUUACUUGAAAACUCAAUUUAUUGAUAAGAAAACAAAGCCACUAAAUUUGAUAAAAGUCAGUGUAAGAAAUUGUUUUUCUCUCUUUAUGUUAUAUAUUUUUUCAUUCAUGCAAAGGAAUUUUUUACGUUUUUAAUCAAUAAAUAGUUAAUACUAUUAUUUAAAAACAGAACUGUUCUAAUUUUGUACUGCAUUAUUGAGACAUGUAAAUGAAAAGUGCUGUAUAUAGAAUAUUUCGAGUUUGAACACCACUACUUAAUCAGAAAUUUGUUGACCUUCAGUUAACUUGUAUUUUCUUGAUUGUGUGUGUGUGUAAAUAUGGAAAAAUGACUGGCAAAGGUAGGGCUUAAUUGGUUUGAUUUUGGUAAAGAUAUUUUAUAGUUACAUAUAAGUAAAAGUGAUACUGUGUAUCGGGUAAGAUUGAUGUUGUGAAGAAAUCUGUUAGGAAAGUAAUAAUAUUCAAUGAACAGUCAAACUUGUUCUAAAGACCACCAUGCAAUACAGACUGACAUUUUAUACCUGUUACUAAAGGACCACCUUUUUUAGCUCACCUGUCACCAAGUGGUGAGCUUUUGUGAUCGUUUUUCGUCCGGCGUCCGUAAACUUUUACUUUAAAUGACAUCUCCUCAUAAACCGCUGAGCCAAUUUCAUCCAAACUUCACAGGAAUGUUCCUUUGGUGGUCACCUUUAAAAAUUGUUAAAAGAAUUUAAUUCCAUGCAGAACUCUGGUUGCCAUGGCAACCAAUAGAAAAAACUUAAAAUAUCUUCUUUUAAAAAACU
Ruditapes philippinarum (Manila clam) is the source of this 3705-nucleotide messenger RNA. RefSeq names its product inner nuclear membrane protein Man1-like. Gene Ontology annotation, cellular component: nuclear inner membrane. Gene Ontology annotation, biological process: negative regulation of BMP signaling pathway; nuclear envelope organization. The transcript has 14 exons. The record is from RefSeq and is a predicted model, not a curated record. The coding region runs from base 7 to 2121 and encodes 704 amino acids. Gene Ontology annotation, molecular function: chromatin DNA binding. Lineage: Eukaryota; Metazoa; Mollusca; Bivalvia; Venerida; Veneridae.